AUGGACGCAAAAGAUCUUCCACCUAUACGAACUUUCAAUUUCAUUUUUGAAUAUGGGAACGAAAGUUGGACACCACAUUUCGUUUAUCCAAAUCACUGGCGAGGUGGAUCUACUACUAACGUGUCGCGACAGCUCGGUUAUGAUUGGCAAUCACCACACAUUAUUUCAACAUCUGUAUAUGCGAGUAUAGCCAUUUACCUAACCAUAAUAUAUACGUUGUCAUUGAUGUGGGAGCCUUCGAGAAGAACUUGCGAAAUUAAUACAUCAACACACUUAUAUUGA
Molecule: messenger RNA, 282 nt
Organism: Cetraspora pellucida
Lineage: Eukaryota; Fungi; Glomeromycota; Glomeromycetes; Diversisporales; Gigasporaceae
Source: the annotation of a GenBank genome assembly